UCGCCGCCGGGGGGCGCGCUGUGUUUCAGGCGCUGCCUCGGUCGAGCUGCACCGCGCCUGCGCGCAGCCUGCAAACCGUGCAGCUCUCCGUGCAGAUGAGCGGGCUGGCGAGCGGGGCCGGUGUUUACGAGCCGUGUGUCUCUCUAUUGAAUUAAUUACCCGGGGAUUAAUCAUCGCGUUAGCGCCGAGUUUACACAGCGAGCGGCCGGUGCGCGGCAUGGCGGACGAGGGGCGGCGGUAUAGCGAGCACGAUGACAGGGUGGGGGGGCCCGCGUUCCGCAAUAAGAAGGGGCGGGGGCCGUUCCGGGGCAGGAUGUACAGCGAGCAGCCCCCCCGGCAGAGGCACCGUGGAGGGGGCGGGUGGGGGCCUCAUCCCAGAGCUCGGUUUGAAGAGGAUGAGGGGGGAGACGUCUCCAUGAACGACGCCUUGCAGGAUUCGUCCGGGUCUGGCCAGCGCAGAUUCAACCCGUACAGCGCCAGACCUAACCGGCGCGGGGAGGACCGCUUCGACCGAGAACGAGGGGGGGGGCAGCGCGGGCCCAGGGGCCCGGCCAACCGCAAGAGCUGGUUCAAAAUCACAAUCCCUUGUGGUAAGAAGUAUGAUAAGCAGUGGCUCCUCUCCGCUCUGCAGGGAUUGUGCUCUAUCCCCUUUACCGCUGUGCAUUUCCACCAUGAGAAGAACAAUGCCGUGUUCUUCGUGGAAGACGCGACAACGGCAAACGCUCUGAAAAUGGUUUCCAGGAAGAUCACAGACAAGGACAGCUACAAGGUUGUGGUGAUAAUAAACAGCUCAUCAUCGCCCCCCUCGUUUAUGAGAGAGAGAUCAGACAGCUGGACAAGCUCUCUCUCUCUCUCUCAGCAAUGCAUGAGCAAGCGUUUCGAUGGCUCCCAGCAAGCACUGGAUCUGAACAGCCUUCGCACCGACCCAGAUCUUGUGACCCAGAAUAUCGACCUGGUCCUAAACAGGAGGAACUGCAUGCAGGCGGUCAACAAAAUCAUUGAGGAGAACAUUCCUGAGCUCAUCUCUCUGAACUUGAGCAACAACAGACUGUACAGACUGGACGACCUCUCUGAGCUGGUGAACAAGGCUACCAAACUGAAGUCUUUGAACCUGUCCCGCAACGAGCUGAAGACGGAGAGAGAGCUGGACAAAAUCAAAGGCUUCCAGCUGGAGGAGCUGUGGCUGGACAGGAACGCGCUGUGCGAUUCCUUCAAAGACCACGCCACGUAUAUCAGGUGAGAGAGAGAGGCUUGAUCCAGAAAGCAGCGGGGCUCCAGUGACCUUCCCUGAGCUCCUCCGAGGGGGAGGGGGGUACUGUGACCGGUGCAGCAAGCCAUUCCAGCUGUUUUACUGUGAGCCGAGUCCACCUGUCUCCUCUCACCUUGGGUGUAGGACUGACCUGAGUUUACAAGUAAUGGUUUAAACUCGCUGUGUAAUGUGGGAGGCUGAUUCCCGACCCCGGGCACACGGCCUGGCUGAUUCCCGAGCCCGGGCACACAGCCUGGUUCCUCAUAUUUGGGAUGGUGGGGAGGGUUUGGGUGGCAGGCAGUUUUGUAAUGUUCUUUUUUAAAAGGAGUAACUCGAUUCUCGCUGGCAGGGUUUCCAGUCUGUGUAGAAAUGUGAUGGUUCUGCAGUCCUGAGGCGCUCUGUGCACAGCACUGAAUUCUAUACAGGCUGGCAAAUCACCUGCCAAUCAUUUCUACAGAGUCAGGUGUGCGGGGGGGGGGG
Polyodon spathula (Mississippi paddlefish) is the source of this 1729-nucleotide messenger RNA. RefSeq names its product nuclear RNA export factor 1-like. Gene Ontology annotation, cellular component: nucleus; cytoplasm. The transcript is spliced from 10 exons. The record is from RefSeq and is a predicted model, not a curated record. NCBI's taxonomy places the organism in Eukaryota, Metazoa, Chordata, Actinopteri, Acipenseriformes, Polyodontidae. Gene Ontology annotation, molecular function: RNA binding; protein binding. The coding region runs from base 218 to 1240 and encodes 340 amino acids. Gene Ontology annotation, biological process: poly(A)+ mRNA export from nucleus.